Molecule: messenger RNA, 1221 nt
Organism: Malassezia restricta
Lineage: Eukaryota; Fungi; Basidiomycota; Malasseziomycetes; Malasseziales; Malasseziaceae
Product: elongation factor 1-gamma
Exons: 2
Coding region: 1-1221 (406 amino acids)
Biological process (GO): translational elongation
Cellular component (GO): nucleus; cytoplasm
Molecular function (GO): translation elongation factor activity
Source: RefSeq, a predicted model, not a curated record
AUGGCCAGCAUCGGCAAGCUGUAUGGCAUUCCGCUCGCGCCCAAGGUGCUCCGCGUUCGCGCUGCCGCCAAGGUGAAUGGUCUGAAUCUCGAGGUAGUUGAGACGGCUGCUGUGAAGGACUCGUACAAGCCCGAGUUCACGAGCAAGUUCCCUCUCGGCCAGGUGCCAGCCUUCGAGGGCCCCGACAACUUCUUGCUGACUGAGUCGCGCGCUAUUCUUCGCUAUGUCGCCAAGAUCUCGGACAACAACCACCUGUUCGGCACCGAUGCCAAGUCGGAGGCCCACGUUGACCAAUGGAUCAACUUUACGGAUGAAAUGCUCUUUGGCAAUGCCGUCCAGCUUUUCUGCAUCUUCAACAAUAUUUUGCAGUACAGCAAGUCGAUUGAACAGUUCUGCUGGGCUCGUCUUGAGAAGGGCCUGACGUACCUCGACAACUACCUCGUGAAGCACACGUUUUUGGUGGGUCACCGCCUCACGGCUGCUGACAUCGCCGUGGCUGUAGAGCUCUACGACCUCUUUGUCCGUUACCUUGGUCCGCAGGCUCGUGGCAAGUACACCAACGUGCUGCGCUACUACAACACGAUCGUGAACCAAAAGGCGCUGGACGGUAUCAUCCCAGUGAACGCAGAGUUUGCGAAGGAGAACGCCAAGUUCGUGCCUCCGAAGAAGGAGGAGAAGCCCAAGAAGGAAGCUGCUGCUCCUGCUCCCGCUGCCGCUGCUGCUCAGCCUGCCAAGCAAGAGAAGCCUAAGAACCCGCUGGACGAGCUGCCCAAGUCGUCCUUUGUGCUUGAGGAGUGGAAGCGUGUGUACACGAACGAGGACACUCGCUCCAAGGCGCUGCCGUGGUUCUACGAGCACUACGACAAGGACGGCUACAGUAUCUGGCGCUUCGACUUCAAGUACAACGACGAGCUCACUCAGAUCUUUAUGAGCAACAACCAGAUCGGUGGCUUCUUCAACCGUCUCGAAGCCAGCCGCAAGUACGUCAUGGGCACGGCUGGUGUGUUUGGUGAGAACGGCAACAACCUGAUCUCUGGUGUGAUUAUUCUCCGUGGCAAGGAGUACGAGCCUGUGCUCAGCGUGGCUCCCGAUCUGGAGAGCUACGCUGUGACGCCGCUCGACCUUGAGAAGCCCGAGGACAAGAAGUUCUUCGAGGACAUGCUUGCCUGGGAAGCUGUGAUCGACGGCAAGUCGUGGGCCGACGGCAAGAUGCUCAAGUAG